This is a messenger RNA of Exophiala spinifera, 594 nucleotides long. RefSeq lists its product as uncharacterized. The record is from RefSeq and is a predicted model, not a curated record. NCBI's taxonomy places the organism in Eukaryota, Fungi, Ascomycota, Eurotiomycetes, Chaetothyriales, Herpotrichiellaceae. The transcript has a single exon. The coding region runs from base 1 to 594 and encodes 197 amino acids.
AUGAGUGGGGAUAUUUUUGAUACUGCAGGGACGGAAGUUCUCCGACCAGCAUAUUUGGCACAUGUUGUGUUGAGGACGCCAGACGUUGAUAGCUUCACUGCCAUGACGGAUUUCUACGUCAAGUUCCUCAACGCCAAAAUUACAUAUCAGACCCGAGUUCUUAGCUUCCUCACUUACGACGAGGAGCACCAUCGCAUUGCGAUUGGCAUCUUUCCAGAGACAACAAAACGUGUGGGAAAACCAGCAGGUCUUGCCCACAUAGCAUUCACAUACAAAACACUCCAGGAUCUUGCGCUCUCGUACCGUCAGAGGAAAGAUCUAGGCAUCGACCCCUUUUGGUGUGUCAACCAUGGACCGACGACCAGUCUCUACUUCCACGACCCAGAUGGCAAUGAGAUUGAAACCCAGGUGGACAACUUCGACAGUCCACAAGAAGCCACUCUUUUUUUCGCCAGCAAAGAGUUCGAGGAUAAUCCAAUUGGGGUCGACUUCGAUCCUGAGAACUUAAUCCAGCGUCUAAGGAGUGGCGAAUCGGAGGAAUCUAUCAAGAAGCGACCAAACAUUGGGGUCAGACAAGGUAUUCCAGGCUGGUGA